Messenger RNA from Polypterus senegalus (gray bichir), 1678 nucleotides. RefSeq names its product complement component 1, q subcomponent-like 4 (gene c1ql4a). The record is from RefSeq and is a predicted model, not a curated record. Gene Ontology annotation, molecular function: protein binding. Bases 923 to 1651 code for a protein of 242 amino acids. The transcript is spliced from 2 exons. NCBI's taxonomy places the organism in Eukaryota, Metazoa, Chordata, Cladistia, Polypteriformes, Polypteridae.
UUCCAGAAACUGAAUUUUUAUGGUCAGAAAUCAAGUGAAAGCCAGAAGGGAAAGAGGGGAUCUUUCUGGAUUUCUUGCUCACUGCUGAAAAAUAUAAAAAUGAAAAAGGAUGGAAUAUAAUUGAAACUGAAAUAACAAGAGUGGCCAAUUAAUACAAAAAAAACUAUACCUGCAUUAUAAACUGAGGCUUCACGGUGAAGAUUUAAAAAAGGAGAAAAGGUGGCUAGGAAAGGAGAGAUCUGCCUUUCUUGAUUACCCUGGAGACUUGAGAUGUGAGAAAGGAGAAGCUCCCUGCAUUUUCAAAGUCAAGGUUUAAAAAAAAAGGAUUGGGACAAAAUCUUUGAAGAAAUAAACAUUUGUCCAAGAAGACGUGAGAGGUUACCAAGGUGGGGAAAAUUUUAACAUGACGCAAAUGUAUUUAUUUUGACUUCAGAAACUUAAAAAUGAAAAGAAUUUAAUGAGAUGGUUAAAACUAUGCUGUGCUAAACUAAUAGUAACAAGUGAAGAAACAUUUUUGAUUACGUUCUGUGCCGUCAUUAUAAAAAGAGCGGAGGUACAAGGGAGUUGUCAGGAGUGAACUUUUCCUCCAUUCUCUUUCUCAGUGGCUGUGAAGUUGAUUGUAGUAAAGCAGCUGGUACACCAGUCAGAACGAAAGGAAUCCAGGCUUCUAUUUCAACAGGUUGUCCUUCUGGGUUUUCUCAGGUCAAAGACACACCCAUCUGCUUCAGCUGGCUUUUCUUACCGAGAGACCCUUCCGCUUCUUCAUUCCUCUCCUGAGUCUUUUUGACUCCCAUUUCUUCCCCCAACGGCACAGUACACAGCCACCACCAUUACGACCAAAAACACAGACGACUUCCUCACGCUGGCCUCGUCUAGGCUCAGCAGGAGAAAGCGGGUAAUCGGUGCAGCCAUUGGUGUCGCCAUGAUUCUCAUCUUACUAAUUGCCAUCCCACUGCUGGUGCACAGCUCAAAGGCUACCUCUGGUACACACUACGAAAUGCUGGGCAGUUGCCGCAUGGUCUGUGACCCUUACACGACACAUGGAUCUGCAGAAGCCAGUCAGGAGCUGGCAGCCGUUUCCCCACCACCUUUCUUGACAGAGACCGGCAAGGAGCACUCACGCAAGGGAAAGACUGGGUUUAGAGGUCCUCCCGGUCCACCUGGACCCCGUGGACCUCCUGGAGAGCCUGGAAAGCCUGGACCUCCAGGUCCCCCAGGACCAGGACCUGGAGGAUAUGUUCCGUCCUUCUACAGCCCUAGAAUUGCAUUUUACGCAGGACUCCGUAAACCCCAUGAAGGCAGUGAAGUGCUCAAGUUUGACGAUGUGGUCACCAAUGUGGGAAACUACUAUGAACCCACAACUGGAAAAUUCACAUGUCCUUUGCCUGGCAUCUAUUACUUCACCUAUCAUGUUCUGAUGAGAGGGGGCGAUGGCACCAGCAUGUGGGCAGAUCUGAAGAAAAAUGGUCAGGUGCGGGCCAGUGCUAUCGCUCAAGAUGCUGAUCAGAACUACGACUAUGCUAGUAACAGUGUUAUCCUCCAUUUAGAUGUUGGGGAUGAAGUCUGUGUCCAGCUGGAUGGAGGCAAAGUUCAUGGUGGUAGCAACAACAAGUACAGCACCUUCUCUGGCUUCCUCAUCUACCCAGACUGAGGAUGAACUCAGUUGGAUACUACAGGA